Molecule: messenger RNA, 2550 nt
Organism: Saprolegnia parasitica CBS 223.65
Lineage: Eukaryota; Oomycota; Saprolegniomycetes; Saprolegniales; Saprolegniaceae
Exons: 2
Coding region: 1-2550 (849 amino acids)
Biological process (GO): signal transduction
Molecular function (GO): 3',5'-cyclic-nucleotide phosphodiesterase activity; protein binding
Source: RefSeq, a predicted model, not a curated record
AUGGACGCCCGGUCGAGGGCGACGACGACGACAGCGGCCAAGACGACCAACCAGCGCUGCGAUCGCAUCGCGGAGCUCGAGGCCCAAGUCGCGCGCUAUCAGAUGCAAGAAGCCAAGGAGCGACGCGCGUUCAGCCUCAUCCAAGACGUGCUCGAGCAUGACGACCUGUACAUGAUGAUGGACGUCUUCUUUGCCUUUGUCGAAGGUCUCUUUUCGCACGACCCGCACCACCAAUGCGCCGUCUUCCUCCUUGACGCGGGGUCGGACUCGAUGGCGAAGAUUGUGCCCAAGCUUAGCGCGGUCGAGGCCGUCCCGACCACCUGUAGCCUCGCAGCCGAGGUCGCAGCGUCGGGUACGACGUUCAUGGGGCGAUCGCUGCCGACGUCGUACAAUCCCGCGGUUGACCUCGAGCGCGUUGCCCCGUCCAACACACUCCUCUGCUUUGCGUUGCUCGACAGCAGCGGCGAGACGUUUGCGGUCAUUGAAGCGUCGUCGGCGUCGCCCGAUAGCCUCUGCGCGUACGACCUCGGGCUGCUCCAGCGCCUCGGGCCAAUCUUGAGCAACGCGAUGCGGAAAGCGAUCGAGCUUCACGACAUUGUGCUCUCGCAGCGGACCCAAGCCGCGCUCCUCCACAUUGUGAGCUCGUCUUCAAACGAAGAAACAAUCCUCAAGCUCGUCCAACGCGUCAUCAAAGGCGCCAACCACAUCGUGCAUUGCGAAAGCGUCACGCUCUUCCUCCUUGACUGGCCGCGCAACGAGCUCUGGUCGCUCUCGUCGUCGUUCCGGCGGUCGAACCUCCGCUUCUCGAUCGACGGCUGCCUCCUCGGCGCCGCCGCGCUCUCGAGCAACAUCCUCAACGUCAAGCACGCGCCAAGCGACCCGCGCUUUGACAUGAGCGUCGACGACCGCUUUGGCGGCACCAAGACGGCGCUCUACGUGCCGAUCGGCGUCCACCAGAUGAACGACGUCCAGCCCAUCGCAGUCCUCGAGUGCAUCAACAAGGUCGGCGGGCACAAGACCGAGUUUGCCGAAUUUACCUACGAAGACGAGUGCGCGUUCGAGGCGUUUGCGUCCGAAGUCGCCGUCAUUCUGCGCCGCCGGUCCCAAGAGACCGACUACCUCAAGCUACUGGCCGACACAAAGUCCGAGUCGCUUUGGGCCGAGCGCGCGCAAUCCCAAGUUAACUUGCUCGAGGCGUUCACGUCCAAGCCGUGCACGCUCCAAUCGCACCUCGCCGACCGCUUGAGCGACUCGUUCUUUAGCGCCGACUCGCUGAGUCCGCUGCCGCUCGAGACACCGCCGCGUCCGCCCACUGCGCUCUUCAAGACCAAGUCGGUCGACGUCCCCAUGGUACCGCGCUGGAGCCUCAACGUCUUUACGACCGAGCUCGAGACGCUCCUCUCGUACACGCAACACAUGCUAUUGGACCCGGUCAUGGCCCUGCCCAACCUCGACCCGGACAUUGUCCAGAAUUUCAUCCAGUCGGUCCAAGACCACUACCACCCGAACCCGUUCCACAACUUUCUGCACGGGUUCUCGGUGCUCCACACGUCGUACUGCAUCCUCAAGGAGACGCAAGCGGUCACUGUGCUCACGCCGCCGGACCGGUUUGGCUGUCUCCUUGCUGCGCUCUGCCACGACAUCGACCACCCGGGGCACUCGAACGUCUUCGAAGUCAAUUCGAAGAGCGGUCUCGCGCUCUUGCACAACGACGACGCAGUGCUCGAGCGCCACCACGCGGCGACAACGUUCCGGCUGCUCCAGAACGAGCACGUCAACCUCCUCGCCAGUCUCACCCCGGACGAGUACCGGUACACGCGCAAGGUCAUUGUGCGCGCGAUCAUUGGCACCGACAUGGCGCGGCAUUUUGAGCACAUUGAGGCGCUCGAGAAGCGCUGGGCGCCGUAUGCGCGCACGACCGACCCGCUCUUGGACGACAAGCGGGCGGCGCUCGCGGGCUUUGCCAAGUCGGGCGACGACCGCAUCUUCCUCGUGCAAACGAUUGUGCAUGCGAGCGACCUCGGAGCCCAAGUGUUUCCGACGCCGAUCGCGCUCAAGUGGAGCAACAUGAUUGCAAAGGAGUUUGCGUACCAAGCGCUCAUGGAGACCGCCGAGGGAUUGCCCGUGACGCAUUUGCACGUCGACGACCCGCUGCACAUGGUCGAGAGCCAGCAUUUCUUCGCCGCGCGGCUCGUGCAGCCGCUUUGGAGCUGCCUCGUGCGCUUCUUGCCCAAGCUCGACCACCGCCUGGUCAACUUGCAGAAGAACAUUGCGCACUACGAACAAGAGAUUCGCCGGCUCAAGCAGCUCUCGCCGCACUCGCCGCGCAAGCGCAGCCGCCCCAACAUUGCGCACAACGAAGGCCAAGCGAUUCCUGGCACGACGCGCUGUACGCCGGCCAAGUUUAACUCGUUCCGGCUCUGCCCCGGUGACCUCAAGUCGCAGCUGAGCUUCUCGAGCCUCAUCUCGGACUUUUCCAGCACGAGUCUCGACACCAACGACGACAUGAAUGCGAUCGACGACGACGACGACGACGACGACGACGUGUAG